Messenger RNA from Punica granatum (pomegranate), 934 nucleotides. Lineage: Eukaryota; Viridiplantae; Streptophyta; Magnoliopsida; Myrtales; Lythraceae. The record is from RefSeq and is a predicted model, not a curated record.
CCUCCUACGUGGCUCCGGAGCUCUACGGAACUUGAACAGAGACGAGAGCCUUCCUCCAUUUCUUCUUCUUUGGUCGUCGUCUUCCUUCUUCUUCCUUCUUCUUCCUCUGCAAAUCAGAAUGGCUAUCUCUGCAAUCACCGCCGGCAGCCGCCCUCAGCUCCUCAGCCUUCGAGGCAGAUGUUUGCAGCCAUCCUCAAGCUCGGCGGUUUCACUUCGAUUUUCAAAUUCCAGCCUCAGUCGGCGGAAACCCUUGUCGAUUCGAUCGGCCGCCAUUCCUGCAGCAUCCGAAGGGAUCAAGCCGGCGAUUUCCCUCACGGAUAGCGCCCUAAAACACCUGAACAAGAUGAGGUCAGAGCGCAAAGAGGAUUUGUACUUAAGGAUUGGUGUGAAGCAGGGAGGAUGCUCUGGCAUGUCUUAUACGAUGGAGUUCGAGAACAGAGCGAGCACAAGACCCGAUGAUUCCGUGAUUGAAUACAACGGGUUUGUCAUCGUAUGUGACCCGAAGAGCCUUCUCUUCAUGUUUGGGAUGCAAUUGGACUUCAGUGAUGCUCUAAUCGGUGGAGGUUUCAACUUCAAGAACCCAAAUGCUACCCAAACGUGUGGCUGUGGCAAAUCUUUUGCUGCAGAGAUGUGAAAAACAAAGACUAUUGCCUGUACAAAACAUGGCUGAAUCUUUUAGAAAAACAUAGAUAGCAUUCUGUAAUAUCCGAUGCCGAUGAUCCUGGUCAUUAAGUUUCCGCACUGCUGUUCUAUGCACUAGAGUAAAACUUAUCAGAAUGAGAGGAGAUGUGGAUUCACGAUACUAUGCAGGCCCUCUUAGUGAGAAGGCCAUUUGAUAUCAUGCUCAUGCCAUUUCGACCGAUCCGUUGACUUGCAGUGUGUUGAUGGAUCACAACAUGAAUACUUUCAUAUCGGACUGAAUUGACUAAUCUUA